GCAGCCAUUUUGUGUCGACGUCACACGUUUGGCUUCCCUACCGGUCAGAGUAGGCCAAGAACGACGAGCUAAGGAUAUCUGUCGGUCGCUCAUGCACGAGCUGAUAGCAAAAGCCACAGAUGUCUAAGAAACGGAGUGGGAAAGAUAGUCUUCCAGUAAGCAACAGCGACGAAGAUGUCAUUGUCCUUGAUGUGGACGAGUCAUCCACUGAUGAUUUGUUUCCCGAUAUUUCAGUAACGAACAAGAAAACGCCCUCGCAUCAUCACCACCACAUCACCAAUUGCAGGCCGUCUGCAUCAACUGGGGUUGACUUUGACAGAACAGUAUGUGAGAGGCCAGCUAGCAUGGACGCAGCAAUGCAUGGUCCCAAAAGGUGUGGCCCCUCGGCAUCACAUAAUGGGGAUUUGGUAUCUCCAAAGACAGGUGGUGUGGCCAAACCUGCAAACCAGUCUAUAACAGUUGCCACUCAGAGACACGGCAUACUUUUAUGGAACCCCCCUCCCACUGGGAAAAAGAAACCUCCGCAAAAGGGUACUCUGUUGUCUCCCACUCGCACACCAGGACUGCCAGGCUCUUCUCUUCCGGAGAGAAAUGUGCAGUUAGCUGGCCGUAGUGACUCGGCUAGAAAGGUAGGCAAAGCUAGAGCGCCCCAACACACCGACUAUGGAUUCUCAGCAUUCAGGGAGGUUCUUGGAUUGUAUGGACCUCUUCACACCAUCUCCAGCUGGUGAGAGAGAGAGACAUAAGCAACCAAGCAUCACUCCAACAGCUAAGCAACCAAACCUCACUCCGAGGGCUGGGGAUGGGAUAGAGAUGUCGGGAAAGAGACAUAAGAUCUUUGCCACCGCCGGGACUCUAGUAAGGGCAAAGAUUGGCGAAAAAAGGCCUCGGAAACACUCAAGUGAGUUUGAGAGAGGAAAGAAAGUCCCUCCCGGUUCAGGAAAAACUGCCCGCCUUCAUCCUGGAGUAGGAUCUAGUGUACCCACUGCUAAUAAGGAAAAAUCGCUACAAACAGGUUCGAAGGCAUUGUCACCAACAGCUGUGACAGAAAUACCUUGCUCUUUGGUUAAACAUGGCUGCCAGUCAGCAAGAGGGGGCACCCAAUCGACCACACGUGGAGAAUUAGAUGAGAGUAUGCCACCUGCUGGCUCAGUCGCCUCCAAGCCUGUGUCCCAGGUGCCCCGGUCUCCUCAGCCCUUUGCCAAGACGGCUCCCAAGAACCCCAAGCUCUCCCAAACGGCCCUUCCUCAAACCAAGAAAGUUAGAAAGCCUAGUCUUUCUGCUACUACGUCAAAAACACCAUUAAGUCCGCCAUCUGUUUUACCGAGACACUCUUCUGCACCAAAAAUUAUAACGUUACAACACUUGCAGCAAAAUGACUCAAAUGGUUCCAGCCUAAACAAAGACUCUGAAACGGAAACAUCGUCUUCUAUAUUCGACUUCAAUGAAAACGAUCUUUUCGAGGUUCUAGACUCGGUUGAAUCGGAGAGUAUUUGCAGUGCAUAUAACCAAAGCGAUGGUAAGUCUGUAGGCGUGAACAAACCGACAUCUGAGUCCUCCCAAUCCUCCAAAUUAGUCACAAGUCACACCUGUAAGUCUCCUUCAGACUCACGUGUACACGAUUUCACACAGUCUUUUGUGAAGCGGAAGAGGAAGAAGCCACAGGUGGCAAGAAAAUCCACAACUUUGAACGGACAGAGGUUGUAUAAGCAUCCGCUGAGGGGGAGGGGUCGUAUACCUAUGCAACAGUACUGCACCAUCAGUUUGCCCCACCUCCAGAAUUCCAUUGUGCAGAAGGCAAGAAAUGAUUUUGCUAAGUAUAAGCAGUCUAAAAAACAGGCAUCAGCGAUCACUGCCCAAGUAGGACUACUGAAAUCGACGAAGAAAAGAGAAAAAAAGUUGAGGAAUCCUAGCUCCACCACUGCGGCUAAAAGGAUCAAGUUGUCCUCUGACUUUCUAGCCAGCCAGCCAGCCGCUGUUGAUCCCAACACAAGCCCUCCAGUCCAGCCUGCAUCUCUGCCUCAAACUGCACAAUCUAACACAUCCGUACAGAUUCCUCAAACCGAGCAAUCUCAGGAAAAGGGCCAAAAGGGAAGUUGGAAGCCAAAGGAAAAAGGUGCAACAGCUUCAAAAAAGGCAGUUCAGGUGGCAUGUCGACCACAGGCACCCAAGCCAGUUAUGCAAACCCAAGCAGAAAAACAUAGCCUGGGCGAGAAAAAUAAUCCUCGUAAAAAGCCGGACAACCGUUCUCUAUCCCCAACAGGCAUGUUUGUGCCUAAACCAAGUCCUGCACUCAAGUCUUCCAGACCUCUUCCACUAAUACUGCAAAGACCAUCUUUAUCAAGUCAAGUAUCUGGCGGAGGCCUAACUAACUCGGUCUCCUCACUGUCUAGCCCCCCGGAUUUAUCAGGUGAGGCACCAUCUGUAGAAGGUAAAAAGGAAUUCACCAGGUUCGUACUUGGUGUACCACCAACGAAAAGCCAGAAGAAUGGUACAACCUCAGAACCUGUGACUCCCAUGUUCAAGAAGAGUCUCUCUUUAUUGAAGCACAGCAAACCUGACACGAAUCGCUCUGCCUCGGAGCAACCCUCGGGGGAACCUGACUCCGUAGUCAGGAUUUCCUCACAGCCUCUCUCUGUGGAAGCUACAGUUUUAGACCAUAUUGUUCAGAGGGGGGAUAAGCCUGUGGCCUGUGUACCUGCCUCAAAACCACAGCACUCUCAUGUAUCAGACCAAAGUUCCUCUGCUGAAGGACCGCUGGUGGAAAGUGAAGCACAGGUGAAUGGUGGCAUUGCUGACAAAGACGAGCAUGUGACAAAAGCAAUAGAAGAGGCAGGGAGAACCUCUGUGGCAGCCGGAGACAUGGAGCCUAUGGCCUCGACCUUACAUUCAGGACAGGGGGGCCUUGGCACUCAACCAGUGGAGCCAGAAACAUCGACCAAGGAAAAGAAUGCUUCAGGCAAACUGUCUCAGAGGGAUGAAGUCUAUGACUUGCGGCUGUUGGAAACAAUUGCAAAAUUUGCCCCAGACACAGCUGACACUACUGGCAACAGGAACAGAGAAUUGUCUAGCAGUGAUGUAGAGGUGGGCAUUACCAGGAGUUCAGGGGCUGAAGUUGCAAAGUGCCCUGCUCUCACAGUCAAGGUCCCCAUCUCCCAGCUCCACAGAAUACCGACUACAUCUCCAGUUGUAAUAACCAGGCCUCUUGGAAUGUUCAGAGAUGCAUCAGUGCAAGCAGAGAGAGGCAUGAUGAUUGACAAAGAUGUAUUAGACACCUAUCUGGUGGUGAAACUAAGUGAGGCCAUGUUUGAUAUGAAGGAACAGCUGCAGAUGAUGGAAGCUCAGGUGGCCAGCAUCACCAAGCAGAAAGAGAGCCUGGAGAGAACCUUACAGGCAAAGACACAAUACGUCAGAGAUAUGACGACCACUGGGUUAAAACCAACUAUGGUGGACAAAGGUACACUGACGGACGAAACCCCUAUAUCCCCAGAACAAAUACACCCUCGAACAAACAGUGAAAGUUCAUCGCAAACCAAACCGAAACCAAAGAGUCGUAAGAGCGUUCAAACGCAAGAGAGGGGUUUUCAGACGCGGCCAAAGGUGUCGACUGUUGCCUGCCAAACUGAUGGAUUUUUGCGUUCCGUUCCUCCCCGACUACAGGUGCGGUCUCGCCCGGUAUGUCUGUACAGCUAUCCAGAGAGUGAGUUACAGCUUUACAUAGAAGAAGGCAAUAAGUCUGUAGUGCGCCCUAGUGAUACUCUCGAUGGCAGGAAGGAACCCACUUCUCUUGUUGGGGCUGGUUAUAACAAGUGGUUGAGCUCUGUACUAGGUGACGGAGAUUGCUCACGGUCUGUGGGUGUCAGUCCAAAGGUGCGCUUCUUGAAGGCAAUCAAAACCUCGUCCAAAACCCAGAGCUGUGCCCGGUGCUCUGCUGGUUCGAUGCAGGUGGACGCAACCACUUGUAAUUGUAGCAAUGUCGAAGCCUCUAGUGAGUCAAGUUCUACCUACAAGCAUGAGGCGACAUCAAAAGUCUGUUUCUCACCGCCCCUGCAUGCCACCGCAUCAAAACUCAUCGAACUCUAUUUUAAGCUCAAGGCUCUUCCAAAAGAGCCAGUUCAAGAGAGACACAUGGAAUCUGUUCUAGAAGCAGUGCACCACCUACUAACACACUUGCCCAUUGAAAUCAAGUCUCCCACACCGUCUACACCUGUGAAGCCAGCGGCUAGAACCUCUCUACAGAGUCCUGCAGUUUCAACAGGCCCUUCCUCAGUGGUAGAUUCACCAACUGCCUCAGACCCGUUGUCCCCUCCCUCUGGUGAACCAACGAUGUCCUCCCCUCCAUCGACGCCUGGUGCAGCCUCUUGGGCAAUGGGUGCAAAGAUGCAGGGGUUGGUAGACGUCUUACAGGAAUUGGAUGACCAGGGAAAGAAGGUGUUCCCGAAGUAUUUCAAGGCUGAACUAGCCCAGUUGCAGAAGAAAACAAAGGACACUCUUGCUUUCCUCACAGUGGGGUUGAGGCACGAGACAUUUUCCCAUGACAAGUUGGGCUGUAUUGUCGCCUCGGAUAUUCAGCUGCGUCCGUGGAGAAACCAAGAAUUAAAAGUUAACCCCUUUUUCCACAGGCUGUUCUUAGAUGUUGGUAUACGUGGGCUCCUGCACAAGAUGAACUACCUCAUGAGGCAGAACCGAAAAGGCCGUAGGCUUGGGAAGGAGAGCUCCGAGGAAGACUCUGAUCUUGAACUCCUGUGCAGUCCUCCUCCGUCUUCCGAGCAGAGGACGAGGGCACAAGCAACUUCUGGUUCCAGCAGGGCGAGAAAAAGAAAGGCAGUGACGGUGAAUGGCAAGAAGUGUAAGAAGACCUCCACUUCAAAGAGGGAGCGAAUUAGACAGCUUGCGUUAGAGAAACAAGUGAGAGGAGAUGCACGUGAUAUCACGAUUCUUGCUCCAAAACCCACCUCUCGAGAAUCCCAUCCCACACCAAGUACACCACCUACUGAUAGAUGUGACUUGGUGCCUGGCGCCUACACUUCAACUUCCAAAGUUUCCCGCACCUCAUCAUCUGAGGUUGCCAGAACUUCAACGUCUGUGAUUCCACUUGCAGCAACUUCAUCGCCAGUGACCACUAGUUCUCCAACAUCGCCCUCGCCAACAAGACUCUCUCCUUACAGUAAACUCAUUUCAAGA
Molecule: messenger RNA, 5184 nt
Organism: Geodia barretti
Lineage: Eukaryota; Metazoa; Porifera; Demospongiae; Tetractinellida; Geodiidae
Source: the annotation of a GenBank genome assembly